UUAAAACAAGAAAAGAAUUGGAUAAAGCCCUCCAAAGUCACAGUUUUGAAUUUACAGAACCGUUGAUAUCCUCUCAUUUUCUCUUUCUCUGUGCCUCACUGUCUAGUCCGAUCUCUUCUUGAGAAACAUCAAACAUGGUAUUUCCAUGAAUGAGGUAUGUAGAGACAUCAUCAUCAUCAUUACUAAAAUUGGUGAAAUUUCGUCACAAGCAGGCACCGACGAAAAAUUUUAGAGCAUCGCCGACUUGACGGUUGCCGUUAUUGACUCUUUCUCUUUCUACCUUGGGAAUAAAUUUCUCCAAAACAAGCAUGUUUUGCUGACCACUACUCUACUUCUCUUCCACUGGGUUUUAGACUUUCGAAUUCAGAGUUUCCCAGAUUAUCAUGGCGUCUUUGCAAGCCAGAACAGGAAGAGAGAAACAACGCUACGAGGGUCAACUUAGGCUCGUUGCAGGCUGUAUUCCUUACAGGCUUGAGCAGAAUGUUGAGGUUUGCUAUAGCAAUUCAGAGAAUAAAUUGCUAGUUCUUAUGAUUUCUUCACCAAAUCGGAAGGAUCUUGUGUUUCCAAAGGGUGGAUGGGAGGAGGAUGAGAAUAUGCGUGAUGCUGCAUGUCGCGAGGCGUUGGAGGAAGCAGGAGUGAAAGGAAUACUUAGUGAAAACCCACUAGGAUUUUGGGUGUUCAGAAGCAAGAGCAGAGAGAACAGCUGCAAUCUGGGAGGAGGUUGUAAAGGCUUUAUGUUUGCAUUAAAGGUGACUGAAGAGCUUGACUCUUGGCCAGAGCAGGCUCUCCAUGAAAGGAAAUGGCUCACAAUAGAGGAAGCAUUCAAAUUCUGCCGUUAUGAUUGGAUGCGGGAUGCUCUUAACAUAUUUUUGACAACUUUCUCAAAGGAAAAGCCAAUGGGGAUGAGAGAAGAAUCAGUGGAGCUACCUAUAAGGCCACUUUCAGAUGCUGGUGAUGAGUGUCAAAUGGCAUCAUCUGGCUGCUUUGGUAAGCCUUCUAGUGUUCAACACCUUCAGAAUUCUUCUAGCAAAUGCAUUGUACAGGGUUAACAAGUUGAAUACAUCUUUGUAGUUGAAUACAAUGGUAAUCAUUUUCGGACUGUCUUGCCUUAGGAUAGGCUUGUACAUUUUUGUUAUUAGAUUAAAUUUGAAGAAAUGAAAACUAAUUUAUUUUUGUUGUA
Messenger RNA from Quercus lobata, 1180 nucleotides. RefSeq names its product nudix hydrolase 13, mitochondrial-like. Gene Ontology annotation, cellular component: nucleus; cytoplasm. Gene Ontology annotation, molecular function: pyrophosphatase activity. The record is from RefSeq and is a predicted model, not a curated record. The transcript has 6 exons. Bases 384 to 1049 code for a protein of 221 amino acids. Lineage: Eukaryota; Viridiplantae; Streptophyta; Magnoliopsida; Fagales; Fagaceae.